Messenger RNA from Heterocephalus glaber (naked mole-rat), 4046 nucleotides. NCBI's taxonomy places the organism in Eukaryota, Metazoa, Chordata, Mammalia, Rodentia, Bathyergidae. The record is from RefSeq and is a predicted model, not a curated record.
CGGCUGGGAGCCCUGCCAGCUCUGAACGUUGCUCCUGGCUGCGCUGAGAACUGCGGCCAGGGCUGGGCUCCUUGUUAUCAUCAGGGAACCAUGCGAGAUGCCAGAACUCUGAGCUUCAUUGCCUCAACUCUGAGGCUCACACGCCUCCACCUGGGAACCCACAGGAUCCUUUUUCUCCUCCUGCUUCGGGCGGGUGGGGGUGGCCACUGCAGAGUCGCUGUCUCUUUAAGAGAGAGAGGGAGAGGGAGAGAGGUGGAGAGAGAGAAAUCAGGAAGUGUAAGUGUGGGACUGCCCCGCCUGGGCUCCAACCCUCCAGUCCAGCUCUGGGUGGCUCGGGCCACUCCUACUGGUCCUGCCUGUGCCCUGGGCCCAUGGCUACCAGGAGGCUCUGGGCACUGCCCAUGAACCCGUGCAGGCUCUGAAAGGUUGGGGUGCUGCCGGCUCCCACAAACCCGCAUCCCCUGCCUGCAGCCAAGAUGGGGUCCUGGACUUGCCCCAGACAGAAAGUACAAAGCCGGCUUGCCCGGGACAGCCUGUGCCUGACUCAGCCUCCAGAGCCGGGCUUGGAUUUUAAAGCCCUGGAGGCCUCAGUGCCCGUAAGAGGCGAAGGAGUGAGGAGGUUGCAGGUGGCCGGCAGCCCGGGGCAGGAGAUGCAGAGCACAGGCAACUACCUGUGGCACACAGAUGACCUGCUGGGGCAGGGGGCCACGGCCAGCGUGUACAAGGCCCGCGACAAGAAGUCGGGUGAGCUAGUGGCCGUGAAGGUCUUCAACACCGCCAGCUACCUGCGGCCGCGCGAGGUGCAGGUGAGGGAGUUUGAGGUCCUGCGGAAGCUCAGCCACCAGAAUAUCGUCAAGCUCUUCGCGGUGGAGGAGACGGGGCCCGGCCGGCAGAAGGUGCUGGUGAUGGAGUACUGCUCCGGCGGGAGUCUGCUGAGCGUGCUGGAGAGCCCCGAGAACGCCUUCGGGCUGCCUGAGGCCGAGUUCCUGGUGCUGCUGCGCUGUGUGGUGGCCGGCACAAACCACCUGCGGGAGAACGGCGUCGUGCACCGAGACAUCAAGCCAGGGAACAUCAUGCGCCUGGUCGGGGAGCAGGGGCAGAGCAUCUACAAACUGACGGACUUCGGGGCCGCGCGGGAGCUGGAUGAGGACGAGAAGUUCGUGUCUGUCUACGGGACGGAGGAGUACCUGCACCCGGACAUGUAUGAGCGGGCGGUGCUGCACAAGCCCCAGCAGAAGGCGUUUGGGGUGACAGUGGACCUCUGGAGCAUCGGGGUGACCCUGUACCACGCGGCCACUGGCACCUUGCCCUUCGUCCCCUUUGGUGGGCCGCGACGCAACAAGGAGAUCAUGUACCGGAUCAUCACGGAGAAGCCGGUGGGGGCCAUCGCAGGGGCUCAGAGGCGGGAAAACGGACCACUGGAGUGGAGCCACAGCCUCCCCAUCACCUGCCAGCUGUCCAUGGGGCUGCAGAGCCAGCUGGUGCCCAUCCUGGCCAACAUCCUGGAGGUGGAAGAGGCCAAGUGCUGGGGCUUCGAUCAGUUCUUUGCGGAGACGAGUAACAUCCUGCAGCGGGUCGUGGUCCACGUCUUCUCCCUGUCACAGUUCAUCCUGCACCACGUCUAUGUCCACGCGCACAACACGAUCGCCAUCUUUCUGGAGGCUGUGUAUGAGCAGACCAACGUGGCCCCCCAGCACCAAGAGUACCUCUUCGAGGGUCACUUUUGUGUCUUCGACCCCAGCCUCUCAGCACGGCACAUCGGCCACACGACUGCCAGAAGCCCCCUGACUCUGUUCAGCACGGCCAGCGACACCCCCAAGGGUCUGACCUUCAGGGACCGUGAGUGGGAGCAGCCAGGCUGGAUCUUUUGUCCGGGUGAUGUCCUCCAGGAUGCAGAGCCGCCUUGGACAUCCCCAAGUUCGUCCCCAAAGUGGACCCGCAGGCAGACUACAGCACUGCCAAGGGCGUGCUCGGCGCCAGUCACCAGGCACUGCGGCUGGCUCGGGCCCUGCUCAGCGGGCAGGAGCUGGCCCUUCGUGGGCUGCACUGGGUCAUGGAGCUGCUCCAGGCCACAUGCAGGCAGACCCUGGAGGUCAUCAGGAUUGCCCUCCUCUUCCUCAGCAGCAGCCUGGCCACCGAGCGGUCCAGCAGCAUGGCCAGGAUGCCUGAGAUGCCCGAGAUCUGGGAACUGCAGAGGGCUACAGAGCUGAGGUCCAAGCUACAGACUUUGGCUACAGUUCUCACCAAAUGUUCCCAAGAUGUUGCAGAGACCCAGGUGAGCCUGAGCCACCUGAGCUUGGAGCUGGCGAAGACCCGGGAUCAGGUACAUGAAGACAGAAGGUCCGUGGGAGUUUCCUGAUUUGUGGGGUGGAGGUGGGGAGGCGCACAGCCCUGAAGGUCCAGCAGCCUUUUCGGAAGUCCCCCACUUCCUCUCCUCCCUUGACAAGGUACUAGGGCAGGAAUGAGCCAGACCCUCCCUGAAAGCAGCCAGCAGGAUAAAAGGGUCUGGAGCCCCACGUGUGUCUGGGAACUUGAGGACUUAGGAAGGUUCGCAGGUACCAUAGCUCUGAAGGAAAGUUCCUGGCUCUGCCAGGCCCCGGCAGGUCCUCUCACUUGUGACAACAGGAAUGUUGCAGUAACGCCUGUUUACAGAGAAAGAUGCUCCUCCCUCUGGGAGGUUAAUUUGUCCUGAGAGGCAGGAGGAUCGAAAGAGAGGCCAGCCUUGGGGGACUUAGUGAGACCCUGUCUCAAAAUAAAACAAAAGGGCUGAGCGUAUAGCUCCAUGGUGGAGCACCUGCCUGGUAAACGCGACUCCUUGAGUAUAAUCCCAGUGCUGAAGAAACAAGUCAGAGAGAAACAGGCCUGGAAAGGGAUCCUUCCUUACUGGGGAGUGACAAGUGCUGGGUGCGGCCGAGGUCACGUUUAUCUACCUCCAAAGUCCUGUUCUCGGCCUGCAGCAGGCGGGAUUCACAACCCUUUAAAAGCCCCAUUCCCCCUUUUCACGAAGCUAAAAAGGCCCCACCUCCAUCACCCUGUGGGAUGUGGAUGUCAGGCCGUGGGCUCCCUGUCCAGAGCUGGCCGGAGCGGGGUCCCCACAGCAGUCGGGGCCCCUGUGGAUCUGUGAUCUGCGUCCUCAAUUCUAAACCCAAAGCUCUGCAAUCGCCGUCAUGCCCAGCCCAGAGGGACGCAAGGCUCUAUGCAGUCUUCACUUACCCUUGGGGUGAGUGCGCCAAGUCUCUCAGAGUGGCGAGGGCCUCAGAUUAGGGGUGUUGCCCUCAGGGGUCCCGCCCGGCAUGCUGUGCGUGCCCUGAGUUUCUGAGCCCUGAGACGGGAAGACAAUUCUGUCUUCAGGACACGCCUGGCCCGCAGGGUGGCUGGGUCCUGGGAACCCUUUCGCUCUGCCCAGAGCCCAGAGCUGGCUCCAGAAAUAGCGGCGAUGGGGUGGCCCAGCAGAGCCUCGAGGGCCUGGGGUGAAGAAGGGCACCCCAGAAUCCCAGGCCGCCUGGUCAGCCGGAAGGGGACGCAAGACAGUCCUGACCUUCAGCCCAGGGACAAGAGCCUCCCGACUCCCUGCUACCGGCUGGGCUGAGCGCCAGUCUGUUUUGUUCCAAAGGAGGACUGUGGUUCACUCUUUCUCUUAAGUCCCUUCGCUGUGCCAGGCUUUGGGGAGCCAAGAAGGCAGACCCUUCUGGCCGGGCCUGGUGGCCAGGGGAGGUUGCUGCUCCCCUGGAUCCCGGCUGCCAGGCCCCACUCUCCCGGGGCGGGUGGGGCGGGCAGUGCUGCUCGACUUCCUCUCCCUGGUGGGGCUCUGGCUGUGGGGCCAGCCGGGCGUGUGCAGUAGGCGGGGAGGACCCACAGGAGAACAGGAGGGCUGCUCCAGGCGUCUCCAACAAGCUCAGGGCCACGCGGCCCUCUCCCGCCCCUCACCCUUCACCCUGUGCUGUGUGAUUCUCCCUGCCUCUGCCGCAGUACCCAGCAGAUUCAGAGCUGCUUGGACAAGAUGUACCUCAUCUACAAACAGUUCAAGAAAUCUAGGAUGAGGCCAG